Anoplophora glabripennis (Asian longhorned beetle) is the source of this 1538-nucleotide messenger RNA. Its product is annotated as endochitinase A-like. The record is from RefSeq and is a predicted model, not a curated record. Lineage: Eukaryota; Metazoa; Arthropoda; Insecta; Coleoptera; Cerambycidae. The transcript is spliced from 5 exons. Bases 1 to 1524 code for a protein of 507 amino acids.
AUGGCUUUCAAAUUCGUCGUACUCGCAGCUGUUCUCGCCUACGCCAACGCUGGCAUCAUCGGCGCCCCAGCUGUCGCAACGUAUUCUGCAGCUCCAGCCGUGAGCACCUCGUACUUCCAACAAGCUUCAGCCCCAGUCGCUUUGGCCCAUGCCGCCCCUGUAGUCUCCACUUACGCAGCUGCUCCAGUCGCAGUUCACGCCCCAGCUAUCGGCGCUUCCCACCAAAGCGUAGAACGCUCACUAGGAGGCGCCCAGUCUGUAUCUCACUACUCCAAAGCCGUGGACAGUGCCUUUUCCAGCGUGAGGAAAUUCGACACCCGUAUCACCAACGAUGGUCUUAGGUACGCUGCCCCUCUUGCUGUAGCCCAUGCUGCCCCUGUGGUAACUAAGGCUGUUGCCCCAGUAUUUACCCAAUACGCUGCCCCAGCUGUGGCUCACGCUCCAGUGGUGUCAACUUACGCUGCUCAUGGCCCAGUUGUAUCAACCUAUGCUGCUCACUCUCCAGUGGUCUCAACCUACGCAGCCCACUCUCCAGUGGUCUCAACCUACGCAGCCCACUCUCCAGUGGUCUCAACCUACGCAGCCCACUCUCCAGUGGUCUCAACCUAUGCUGCUCAUGCUGCCCCAGUUGUGUCUGCCUACUCUGCCGCCCCUGUAGUAUCCAAGACCGCUGUCGCUUAUUCCCCAGCUGCCGUUGUGUCUCAUGCUUCCUUCACCGGACUUGGAGCUUCCUACGCCUGCAAUAAAGAGACCUUCGAGCAGGAGAGGGAAAGUGGACUUCUGGUAGCAGCACACCACUAUAAAAAUCCACCAAAAUCACACAACACCAUCAGUUUCUUGAAACCCAAAGAAGCCAGCACAACCAUGUUCUCCAAAAUCAUUGUCCUCACCGCUGCCUUGGCUUACGCCAACGCUGGCCUCCUGGGUGCCCCUGCCGUAGCAUCAUAUUCUGCCGGUCCAGUGGUCAGCAGCUACGCAGCUGCAGCUCCAGUUGUAUCAGCCUACUCUUCACCACUGGUCUCUGGCUACUCUGCACCAGUCCUCUCCAAGUCCAUUGUGAACACCUACACCAGCCACGGCUCCCCCGUGAUCUCAUACGGCUCCCCCUUGAUCUCCUCAUACGGAGCCCCCGCGAUCUCCUCAUACGGAGCCCCCCCUAUCUCCUCAUACGGAGCCCCCGCUAUCUCCUCAUACGGAGCUGCCCCAGUGAUCUCCAGCUACUCCUCUCCAGUGGUAACCAAGUCAAUCGCACCAGUAGCUUCCCCCUUGAUUUCUAGCUACUCUGCUCCUUUAGUGUCUUCGUACUCGUCUCCUAUUGUGUCAUCAUACUCCGCCCCAGUGGUAGCUAAGUCUUUGGCUGCUCCAGUAGUGUCUACUUACGCCGCUCACGCACCAGUCGUUGCAGGAUAUUCCUCCAACUUGUACUCCAAGUCCAUCGUGAAUGCCUACAGCAGCCACCCAGCUCCACUUGUUUCCUCUUAUGCUGCACCUGUUAUUGCCAAGUCUGUAGCCCCAGUUUGGUAAAUGUUGGCUUCUUU